UGGCGUAUGCAUUGGUUCGCUGGCGCAUACAUCGGUUUGCUGGCGUAUGCAUCGGUUUGAAAUUUAAAGCAGGCAUGAUUUGGACAGCCACUGGCCCUGCACUUAUAAGCACAAUUUAAUAAAAUCUUUUUUUUUUCCUCAGUAAAAUUCAAUGUAAUAUUAUUUUUCUCGUAAAUUCAUAAAAAGUAUCAGGGAUCUUUACUUCUCAGGUAUGUAUAAAAUGACCAGAGGAAGCAUAUAAAUGGAUCUCCCCUUAAGGACCCUAAUAUUUUCGCGCGCUGGUGCUGUAGGUAAUGGAAGGAGGAAACGUUAGAGAAGUUAUGGAACGAAUAAUUACGGACCAAAGGCUUUUACAAUCGUUAGCUGAUGCGGUUAACCAAACACAGAGAAGAAAUGUUGACAUUGAGGUGAUGGGUCAGUUUAAUCGAAACACAGGCGAUGAAGCCAGCUGUUCCACCCUGCCCAACACGGGUUGUAGUAACGCUAUAUACAACCUCCGUCGCAAUUUUGGUUGCAAAAGACGAGGAUUGGGACAGGGUUAUAGUUCGAGUUCCGCAUUGAGGAAAAACAGCCGGGAAAGUCCAACGUUUUGUAAAGAACUGGUUCUCCUUCCCGAUAAUACAUUUUCACAUGUCCCAAGACGCGGCAUGAAAGCUAUGCUUUUUGGAAACGGGCACGUGGUUUCAGCACUGGAAUUUAACGUCAGCUGGGAUGAGCAGGCAGUAUUCGAAUCAAUCAAGAACGCAUUCUCUGAAAAACUGAGUUCCUGCAGAAUUGAAAUUCUACUAGGAUGCCAUAAUAAACUCGUGAAACUAUCUUUAACACCUGGGCAAAAACUAAAUGGACACAUGCUUAAAAAGAUCUUUACCCAAAGGUCAAUUUAUGUCCGACCUGACAGGGUUCUUUUAGAACUUGGAGGAAAACGGGCAGAAAAUUCAGAUGAAGACAUCAUUGAUGUAACUGAAGCUUCUGCUCUGUCUUUCUCAUCUGUUCAGCCUUCAGUUUGUGUUGAGAAUACAUCUCGGAGGGAGAAUAUGAGCAGCAAAAGCACAUUUGCUGAUGAUCACUCACUACCUUCAGAAAGCCACAUUUGCAGAUCAGAAUCUGUCACAGCUAAGACCAGUGUAUGUGAGGAUACAUAUAGGAAUUAUGUAGAUCUUUUGGAUACUGGAAGUCUUUCAGACGAUUCAGAUUUAAAUGAAGCCAUUUCCCGAUCUCUUGUGGACAUUCAACCUAUGCUGGAAGAAAGCUGUUCAUUGAAAGAAAUACUGAAGCCCCUUGAAAAUUCACUCAGCAGUGAAGUUGUUCGUUACAAUAUUACAAGGAGAAAUGUUUGGGACGGUACUGUCCGAGCCAUGAGCCGACCUAACUUCUCACCAACCAAGCAGAUGGACAUAAAAUUUACUGAUAAUGAAGGAAUUUCUGAAGGUGCAGUAGAUCUCGGUGGUCCAAAACGUGAAUUUUUGCGCCUAGUUCUGGAAUACGUUCGGGAUCACAGCGGAAUGUUUGAAGGACCACAAGGAAAAAAAGUUCUUGCUUGCAGUAUUGCAGCACUUAAGGGCAACAGCUACUUCUAUGCUGGACAGCUGAUGGCUAUGUCAAUCAUUCAUGGAGGUCCACCUCCUCAGUUUUUGUCUCCAGUUCUUACUGAGGCACUGAUAUGUGGACCUGAUAAAGUAAUUGUAUCUGCAGAGGAUGUGGCAAACGAAGAAAUCCGUUCACAAAUAAUACUAAUCAGGGAUGCCAGUUCAGAAGAUGCUUUAGAAGAUGCUGUCAGUAAAGCUUCCAGCAUUUUGGCAUUGUCAGGGUGCUUCAGGCGAAUUGAUAUGCAAAACCGAGGAGAGGUAGCUAUAGAUAUAGCCAGUUGGUAUGUGCUGCAGAGAACCAGGGCUGCAUAUGAGAGUUUUUCUGAGGGCCUUACGGCACUUGGCAUGCUCAAUGCCUUGAAGACCUAUCCUGUGCAGCUGAGAUGUCUUUUUGUGGAGAGCAUAGAGAGACUGACUGCUGAACAUUUAGAAAAUCUUUUCAAAGUUCAUCUUUCGGAAGCUGGCAGCAACAAAUAUCAUGGCGAAUGCAUUACGCUUGGUUUUUGGAGAGAUUAUUUGCAGGAUGCUGAAUUGAAAUUAACAACAGUUUCGUUGGAAGAAGUUCUUGUUUUUGUAACUGGAAGUGACAAAAUUCCAGCACUAGGAUUCAGUCCUGCUCCUUCUGUCGAGUUCCUCCAUGACGAAGAUCACAGGUUCCCAAUUGCUAAUACCUGUGAGAACGUAAUUCGACUGCCACUGAAGAGCAAAUAUGAAUAUUUCAGAAAGGACAUGGACUUUGGAAUAAAAAAUUCCCAUGGAUUUGGAAGGCCUUAAAUUAUGUAAAACCCACAGCUGCUGCUUCUGCAGGGUCAUGAGGAGGAGAGGA
Molecule: messenger RNA, 2412 nt
Organism: Acipenser ruthenus (sterlet)
Lineage: Eukaryota; Metazoa; Chordata; Actinopteri; Acipenseriformes; Acipenseridae
Product: G2/M phase-specific E3 ubiquitin-protein ligase-like
Exons: 11
Coding region: 294-2360 (688 amino acids)
Cellular component (GO): nucleus
Molecular function (GO): ubiquitin-protein transferase activity
Source: RefSeq, a predicted model, not a curated record